Messenger RNA from Musa acuminata AAA Group (dessert banana), 3303 nucleotides. Its product is annotated as receptor-like protein kinase FERONIA. The record is from RefSeq and is a predicted model, not a curated record. Gene Ontology annotation, biological process: protein phosphorylation. The coding region runs from base 350 to 3013 and encodes 887 amino acids. The transcript has 2 exons. Lineage: Eukaryota; Viridiplantae; Streptophyta; Magnoliopsida; Zingiberales; Musaceae. Gene Ontology annotation, molecular function: transmembrane receptor protein tyrosine kinase activity; ATP binding.
AUAUUUAAUAAUAUUCUAUAAUGGCGGCUUUAUGUAGUAUUUAAUGGAAGAGAAGUAUCAGCGCUGGGGAGCGGUUGAAGGCAAUAAACUUCCGUCUUUCCGUGUCCCUCCUCGGAGUUCCUCGAGGGAAUUAGGGAGAGUGGAGUGAAGCCACUCGAGUUCUUCGUUAAAAAUCCCAUCUUUGAUCGAUCUAGUGUCUGUUCCCCUUAUUCUAGAAGCUGAUUCACAGAAUUUGCUGUGUUGAUCUUUGAUGCUCCAAAAAUUCCUUUUUCGGAGGUGCCCUCUCUGUUGAUCCUGCAGUGGAGUGGAACAAAGAUCUGGUCUUGUUCAAGAUUCCGACCUCUUCCCUAUGAAGAACCACUGGAUCCCUGCUUCUGCCCUUGUCUGGGGCUUCGUCUUGUUGUUGGCAGUAGCUGCAGUCCUGGUGGCUGCCCAGAACUCCACCUAUAAGCCGCGGGAUCACAUCCUCCUGAACUGCGGCGCCUCAGGGCAGGUCACUGACCCCGAUGGACGAAAUUGGACCGGCGAUGCCGGAUCCAAGUACGCGCCCUCUUUGAACGGUGGUGGCUCCGCAGCACGGCAAGAUCCGUCGGUUUCCUCAGUGCUCUACUUGACCGCCCGGGUCUUCACUUCUCCCUACACCUACACCUUUCCUCUCGGUGCUGGCCGGAUAUUUAUCCGCCUUCAUUUCUAUCCUACCACUUACUCCAACCAUUCCGCAUCAGAUGCCUUCUUCUCUGUCACGUCUGGCCAUUACACCUUUCUACAAAACUUUAGCGCCUCUCUUACUGCCGAUGCUCUAAAUUUCGCUUACUUUAAUCUUGAAUUCUCCGUCAAUGUCUCCACCGGCGGCCUCAACCUCACUUUUACCCCAUCGACCACCCAUGCGAACUCUUACGCCUUUAUAAACGGCAUCGAGAUUGUAUCAAUCCCCGACUUCUUUAGCUCUGCAAGUCCUGUGCUUGUUAAUGGUGGUGACUCGUUCCCGUUCCCGAUUGAUCCUGACCAGGCUCUCCAGACUGUUUACCGGUUCAAUGUGGGAGGGCAAGCGAUUUCCCCCGUAAGAGACUCAGGCUUAUUCCGCUCUUGGGACGAUGACACACCGUACAUCUAUGGUGCUGCAUUUGGCGUGUCUUACUCUGCCGAUCCCAAUGUUACCAUCGAAUACACGGCGGAUGUGCCAAACUACAUCGCGCCAUCAAAUGUCUACUCUACAGCAAGGUCAAUGGGCCCAGAUGCACAGGUGAACUUGCGCUACAACCUUUCGUGGAUUCUCACGGUGGAUGCUGGCUUCUAUUACCUUGUGCGGCUACAUUUCUGUGAGAUCCAGUAUCCAAUAACCAAGAUUAACCAGAGAGUCUUCGAUAUCUACCUUAAUAACCUGACUGCACAGCGAGAAGCUGAUGUCAUUGGUUGGAGUGGGGGAAUAGGUAUUCCCGUUUACGAAGACUACGUGGUGAUACUAAGUGGAAGUGGGCAGAUGGAUCUGUGGGUUGCGCUGCAUCCAGACACCAUGUCAAACCCAGAGUAUUAUGAUGCCAUCUUGAAUGGGCUUGAGGUAUUUAAGUUGCAGAACAGUGAUAACAGUCUGGCUGGUCUUAAUCCAUCACCACGUCGUGAGCCAGAUGUGGAUCCUAGCAGGGUUGACAAUAAGCAGAAUGGGAAUUCAAAGAGUAAGAUUUUUGCUAUUGUUGGUGGGGUGAUCGGAGGGUUUGCCGUCUUGCUUGCUGGUUUUUGCCUCGUUGCAAUGUGGAAACGCCAAAAGAAGAAGAAGAAAGGGAAGGAUGCUGCCAGCAGUGACGAGCCUUCGGCUUGGAUGCCUCUCUCCGUCAGUGGCAACGCACAUUCAGUCACAUCAGCCAAGACGACCACCGGGACCUCUGCAUCGUCGCUUCCUUCCAACCUCUGCCGGUACUUCUCCAUCGCAGAGAUCAGGGCUGCCACGAAAGACUUCGACGAGUCUCUCCUGCUUGGAGUCGGUGGGUUCGGUAGGGUCUAUCGCGGGGAGAUAGACGGUGGGGCUACGAAGGUCGCGAUCAAGCGUGGUAAUCCGAUGUCCGAGCAAGGUGUGCACGAGUUCCAGACCGAGAUCGAGAUGCUUUCCAAGCUCCGACACAGGCACCUUGUCUCUUUGAUCGGUUACUGCGAGGAAAACUGUGAAAUGAUCCUAGUCUAUGAUUACAUGGCUCAUGGGACUCUUCGGGAGCACCUCUACAAGACGCAGAAGCCGCCUCUUCCGUGGAAACAGCGGCUUGAGAUCUGCAUUGGGGCCGCGCGUGGUCUGCAUUACCUUCACACAGGUGCGAAGCACACCAUCAUACACCGAGAUGUGAAGACCACAAACAUACUGUUGGAUGGUAAAUGGGUCGCAAAAGUUUCAGAUUUCGGGCUUUCAAAGACCGGCCCGACGGUCGACAACACCCAUGUCAGCACGGUGGUGAAGGGCAGCUUCGGCUACCUCGAUCCGGAGUACUUCAGACGGCAGCAGCUCACCGAGAAAUCUGAUGUUUACUCGUUUGGGGUCGUCUUGUUCGAAGUCCUCUGUGCUCGGCCGGCGCUUAACCCCACUCUUCCGAAGGAACAAGUGAGCUUGGCCGAGUGGGCACUGCACUGCCAGAAGAAGGGCAUUCUCGACCAGCUAGUUGAUCCCUUUUUGACUGGUAAGAUUGCUCCGCAGUGCUUCAAGAAGUUUGCAGAAACCGCGGAGAAAUGCGUGGCUGAUUUUGGGAUCGAACGGCCUUCCAUGGGCGACGUGCUCUGGAGCCUCGAGUUCGCCCUCCAGCUGCAGGAAAGCGCAGAAGAGAGUGGCAGCAUCAUAGGGAUCUCCGACGACACAACUCCGUUUGUCCUGGUAGGAAGCAAAGACCCUAGUGAUCCAUUGACCGGAACUAGCCCCGCAACGACCACGACCACCACCAUAAGCAUCGGAGGUCGGAGUAUUUCCAGCGAGGACUCCGUCAGGUUGACUCCCAGUGCUGUGUUCUCGCAGAUCCUGAACCCGACGGGGCGGUGAGAGGUCUGCUCUAUGCUUUCUGUGCAUCCUUAUUUACUAUGUUCGACAUGUUUGUGCUGCGAUACUAUAGAACCAUAAAAUUGAAGGGACGUAUGAUCUUGAGCAGUGCAUUGGACACUCGAAAGAUGAUUGUUAUUGCUAUAGGUAAAUAUGUUGAAAUGUAAUCUUGUAUUACCUCCAAGAACUGCUUUUCCUUUACCUGAAGGUUUGUUUGAUGUGUGUGUGUGUGUGUGUCUGUCUGUGGAAAAGCUUGUAAACCUUGAGAUCUAUUGUUUUUUCUUCUUUGCUUA